Babesia sp. Xinjiang is the source of this 1419-nucleotide messenger RNA. It is a transcript of the gene samm50, whose product is annotated as Sorting and assembly machinery component 50 -like protein. The record is from RefSeq and is a predicted model, not a curated record. NCBI's taxonomy places the organism in Eukaryota, Apicomplexa, Aconoidasida, Piroplasmida, Babesiidae. Gene Ontology annotation, biological process: protein insertion into mitochondrial outer membrane. Gene Ontology annotation, cellular component: SAM complex. The coding region runs from base 1 to 1419 and encodes 472 amino acids. The transcript has 6 exons.
AUGGCAGACCCGCGGCUCGACGUCGAGGCACUUUCUGCGCCUUCAGAGGAGGCUAGGGGAGGCGAUGAUGCAAUACACAUCGACGUUUCGAAGGCCAUAGGUGAUGUCCGUUUGGUUCUCAAGGGUCUUUCGCGUAUAGAGAGUUCGGCUGUCUAUCCGGAUCUGGUACCUGUGACGAAGGCUAGCACCGUGCAAGAGCUGUUUUCGUCCCUAGAUGAAUCACACGGGCGUUUGAACAAAUUGGGGUUAUUCAAGACCGUAGUCUCUAACGUCCACCGCGGAAGGCGUCCAGGGGACGUGAACGUCGUCUUCCAGUUCGAGGAAAAAACGCCGUCUUAUUCGAUCGGCGUUACGACUAACCAAAAGGCUGAAGCUAAUAUCGAAGUUAAAGGUGAUGUGCCUGGGAUCUUCGGUACCUGCAAUUCCGCUUCACUUCAGCUGAACAAUUCAGGUUGUGGCUCUCAAAAGAUCGCGUUCUCAUACUUCAUUCCGCGUAACUUUGGUUUGCCGAAUUUCACAAGUGUCUUCCAGCUGUUUGCAUCCCAGAGGGACUUUGCAAACUACUCGUCGUUUUCGACUAAAACCAAGGGAGUGUCUUUCACCAUGUCCGAUGUCAACAAGCGGCACCAGUUAACUUGGGAGGCUUCUGUGAACGAUUUGUAUCCUGUGUUCAACGAACGCCGUCGCGCUUCUGAGGCUGUACUAAGACACGCUGGUAGGUCGCUUAAGAAUGCAUUGUCUUAUCAAUACAUUAUUGAUGACCUCCGUGGCGAAGGUAUCCCCAGCGAUGGGCAAUGCACGCAAUUCAAAGUCGAGGCUGGCCUGUCUGGUGGUGAUCGGCAGUUCUUGAAAUUCGACUACGGUAUGCUCCAUGCCAAGCUCAUCCGGCACAAAUACAUCUUUCAUCUGAACCUUUCGUUGGGUUAUAUGAGGCCGUUUGGUUCCCUGAGGAAUGGGAUAAGUCUGCUUGACCGGUUUCACUUUACUGGAAACGGGGGGGCGAGCACCGCAUUCCGGGGGUUUGGCUUCCGCGGGGUAGGUCCGUGUGACCAGGGGUCGAUAUUCGACAACGAAAGUAACGGCUGGCAGCGUAUACCAGAACACAUCGGGGGAGACUGCUACGGAAACCUUCAAUUAGCACUGCAUUGUCCGUUGAAGUACGAGGAUUACCGUUUGCCAUUAGCUUUCUGCUUUUUCAAUGUAGGUUCUCUCACCGCAAUAGAAGAUCGUCAACCGCAUGAAAAUGUCUACUCCCAUAUGUUUCGCGCGGUGCGAAUGUCUCUGGGCGCCGGCGUCAGCAUGUCUGUGGCGCCAGGAUGUUGGUUGGAGGCGUUUGUAGCGCAGCCCCUACUCUACGCGCCUACCGACACAAUCAGCCGAUUGCAGUUGGGGCUCAGGUUCAAACACAACGUAAUGUAA